This is a messenger RNA of Schistosoma curassoni, 6680 nucleotides long. Lineage: Eukaryota; Metazoa; Platyhelminthes; Trematoda; Strigeidida; Schistosomatidae. The record is from the annotation of a GenBank genome assembly.
UAUUUUGGUUUCGUAGGUUGUAACAGAGUGUUGAUUUCAGUAUGUGAUGAUAUCUUUAAGAGAAAAGAACAAGAGAAAAGGUUAGCUGACGACUAAGUAAGCACAAUAAAUGCACCAGUGUAAGCUUAAAUUCAAUGACGAAGCAAUUGACGACAUUCAGAAAUAACAUCAACGUGACAUUAGUAAAAAUGUAACAGUUAAAAUAAGAGGUUGAUGGUUUAAUGUUCUGAACGUGUUACGACGUGGUUAUGCUUGGGAGCGCAUGAUUAUAAUCAUGAACGUGUUCAGAAUUUACUGUUAGCAGUUAAUAUUGCAACAUCAAUGAGGUCUAAAGAUUUUCUGUGUAUAUUAUUGGGGGAUGCUCUUACUUUACGUCCGUUUGGAGACCUAAUAUUGAGUUGACUAUUCACUGAUUAGUGACUUAAGUCUCUAAAACUUUGCAACUUGUAAUUUACAUAUUAUACUUGAGAAUAUCUUUAGAGAAGUUUCGGCUUUGUUUUUGUGGUUUUAAGCGCUACUCAAUAAGCAGAGUUGAAUUUCGGGAAACUGAACUUUUCAGUAGGUGAUUUCCAUGAGGGGAUGCAGAGUUUUUUUCUUUCAAGUGACAGUGAUUUUUUAUGGACGAAUCAAUCAUGUAUAAGAUGACAGGUCUCGGAUUUUGGCGCGAAAUACACUCAUUCAUUCGGAUAAAGGGAGUUUUGGCAUUUUAGCUGGUGUCAGUUCGUGAUUUCUAACCGUAAUCACAAACUGUAAAUCAUAACUCUAAUUCCUCACACAGGUUUAUAACCCUCAUUUGGUCCUGAUUAUUAGGUGGACACCCUCUAGGUCAAUCUGGCGUCGCUCAGAGGUCGUCUAUAAAUUACAGUUUUACCACUAUUUCAAGCUCUAAAAUCCCUACAUAACCUUCUUCUCAGUUUUAUGGCGUGUAAUAUCUAAGUGGUUUUUAUCCGGAAAAUGUCCUUGAGGUACUUUUUGAAUUCUUUCGAAUUUACUUGGAGUUAGAAGUGUACACUUCCCAUCAAUCAAAUAUGAAACGACUCAAUUUCGGUAAAGUACGGUGUUUGAUUUUGAGUUGUGUUUUAUGGAUUUUGUUAAUUUUCACUACGGUAGGUUUCUGUUAAUAAGCGUCGUAAAUAACAUGGUUUCACUAGUUUCACGGUCGUUUACUUUUUCCAGCUCCACAUUGUUGUAUGAAUUCAUUUCAGUAGACUGUUAGUUUCAAAACACCUAGUUACAGUAGAUGACCUCAAGCAUUUCAAGUGCCAUCGCAUUUAAGGGUCUGAACUGGGUGCAUGUUUCAAGAAAAAACAGUGAAAGGCGACCCAAAUAUUGGCGAAUACAAAACUGUUUCUAUAAAAACAGCUGGUACUAAGAUGUUCCCUUUGAAAAUAAUACCAUUAGUGUUUAAUGCAUCACCAUUACGUCAUAUUUCAUGCAUGUGAUUUGUAUGUCAAAAUUUGACCUAUUGUAAAUAUAAAUGUUUUAAAUUUUGUGGGUGUGCUUUUCUUUAGCGUUGUCUUAUCAGUCAGGAUUAUCAUGAAUUUUUCGGAAAACUAAAAUAAUGACACAGCAGGUGCAGAAUAAAGCAAAGCAACACAAUAAUGUAGUACUUAUUCAGGAUGAUAAAAGCAACUAAUAUUAUUUCUUUGUAGUCGACUUAAGAGCCAUCAUUUGAGUUUUCUAACUGCUUGCCUUUUCUGCUCCAUGGAUGACAGCCACAAAGUCUAUAAAUGUUCAUACUUCUCAAAUGGACGGUGACUUCAUGAGCUUAGCGCGUUCGGUCACGGGCGAUUUACUUUUAAACCAAAAAACAUCGCUCUAUGAAGUAGGUAAAGACCAAUUGUACUUAUCACUAGUUUAGCCACUCUAGCUUGUGCAGUGUAGGAAUGGAGGUAAAACUUUCGUAUUCAAUGUGGCUGAACAUUGAACACACUCCUAAAUUUGUCGAUUACUUUUGGGCUUAAAUAAAUCCUCACCUAGAGCAGUUUGGUUGGGGGAAUCACGUGACAUGGCGGAAAAUCAUUCUGAGCAGCUCAGUUGUAUUCAGUUUCCUGUUCUUUAAAUCUGUCUGAUUUUCAAAGACCAUUGAAUUAAUAUGACAUCGCUAAUAAGUUAAUCACUCAUAAUCAAUGCAAAGCCUCACCAAAAUCUAUUGAUUGAGUGAAGUUAUUUUCUUACCAUUUUGUGCCAGAUUUUGUGCUCAAGUAAAAAAGGGAACACCUAACAAGGAUUACGUGACCUUAAAGUUUAUUGUACUGUCAUAUAAUUAAAAUGAACUGUAUUUGUGGUCAAAUUUGAAAAACCACUAGAUAUCAGCUUAGAAACGUCAAACGGUACAAACACAAAGUGACACUGCAGUAUUAAAUCUAUGAAAAAAUAACUACAUAUCAUUGCGUGUUCUUUCCUUCACGUUAAUUGGCUCAGAUAAUCUAUUGGUUAAUGAAAUUACUGCGAUGUUGAGAUUUUGUUUUAUUUCUGAGAUUAAUUUUUCUAGAAAGGCAGGAGUACUUUGUCGUAUUCCGUUUGAGGCUUGGUUAGUGCACUUCAUAAGUAAUACCUUCAACAUAGUAACCACAUAAAGAAUUUACUGAACCAGAAGCUCUACAUGAUCGAAAUUCUCAGUAACUUCCAAUAUAAUUUCACUGUGCUUCCAACCAGUAGGUCGCAAUUUCGAAUCCUGGAUUACCUACCGUAGUAUUAGAGAUCAGAAUCGAUCACAAUGGUGGUGUGUACAUUCUUUGUCUUCCUUUAAACUGAGGUUAAAAUGACUUUAUACCUUUCUUUCUACGAAGUAAUUCUUUCUUCCUGUAUCAUAUCUUUAUAUGGAAUCUUUUUUACUACCAUCGAACUAAAUGGUUCCAUGGAUUUGAUGUUCAUCUUGUUGUACUAAUAUGUAACAACUUGGACCGAUACAUGUGUGCGCCUGAUCCUACGUUGCAGCUGACUGACUGAGAGAUCAGUUAGUAUCACUAACCCUUACUCAUUGUAGCUCCAAACAGGUAAAGUUGUAGUAAGAUAAAAGUGGUUCGCUUUGUUUCACGAUUACUAAUCAUCAAUUUCUAUUUCUUCAUGGAUCCUACUUCAGUUCACAAUCGGACAGUCCCCACAUGGAUCAUAAAAUCAAUGAAAUAGCUGAAAAUAUUAAGCAACGUGGUCGUGAGGGUGCGUAUCCUCUCUUCAAGGAAACGGGUCCGGAAUAUGUGAUGCCGAAAUUUCCGAUUGAGAGGAAAGAGAUGGAAGACCAUAUCUUGGAAUUAAAACUGGCCCGAGCAUUAAGUGUGGCAGACAAUGAUUCUAAACUUCUCGUUAAUGAAGAAAAUCAUGAUCUUACCAUUUCGAAUCCUUCAGCUACCUGUAAAGCUAUUAGUUUAGAUGACUGCAAUUCUGUUGAAAGCAUAACAAACGAUCAUGGAUCUGUGUUAUUUAGCAAAAAGAAUAUAUUUAACAAAGAUUCUUCCAACUCUUUAUCCGUACUCCCUGAAACAUCAUCUGAUGAACCAAAUCUUCACUCUAGCCAGUCUGCUACUUCAGACGUGAAUACGUCUUUGGAAUCUGGUAACCGGAUGCAACCUAGGCUUACUCAAAACAAUAUUCAGUUUCAAAAUGAGCAGAACUGUGGAGGUUCUUUAUUCCGAAGAUUAUACAGCAUCCCUAGUACAAAUAACGAUGGAUUCCCAAUAUAUUUAGCACCUGCGCCAAAUCCAGGCGUAUUCACAGAUGUAGUUCCUGUUCUCCAAGAAGUAGAAGAAGCGGCUGAAGCACACAUAGAGUCAGCAGCUGUGGAAUUUCAACGUGUUCAAAUCUGCGGGGAUGAUACUCUUGGUGUUCCUGUAGAUGAUUUACAUUUAGCUUCAGAAGCAUUGAUUAAAGCCUUAUUAUUACGUCAAAAAUACAUUACUUCAUCACAACAAUCAUUUCACUGUACAACUAAACGGUAUUUAAGUGUACUGGAUUCAGGUUCAGUAAAAUUAUUGGAUUCAGAGGAGAAGCAAUAUAAAUCUAUACACACCCCUGUAUUUGAUCAUCCAAUUCAUCCUCCUGGGAAAACUGGUGAUCCUUUCGAGAUAGACUAUUGGCCUGAACCAUUAGAUGUUAAAAUGGAAUUUCGCAAGGGUAUAAUGCACAUCGAAACAUUGUCUGAUUCACCAGACAGAAACCAGGUUAAUUUAAUAAAUGGGACAUCAGAACAUAAUCAUUAUAAUGAAAAUGUUGAUGUUGAUCAACCUAUGAAAAAAGAUCUACCAGAAUUUACUAUACCAUCUCUACAGACAUUCUUCUCAGAUUUUGAUACAAUACGUACAUUUGUAGGAGAUGGUCCAUUGAAGUCAUUCUGUUAUCGUCGACUGACUUACUUGGCUUCAAAAUUCCAAUUGCAUUCAUUGCUGAAUGAAGCUCGGGAAUCAAUUGAGCAAAAACGUGUAUCACAUCGUGAUUUCUAUAAUAUUCGAAAGGUUGAUACUCAUAUACAUGCAUCAUCAUGUAUGAAUCAAAAACAUUUACUACGUUUUAUCAAGAAAACAAUUCGUACUAAAUCAGAUGUUUAUGUAUGUGAAGAUCCCAAAACUAAAAAGCCUAUGACAUUAAGUGAAUUGGUUGAUAAAAUUGGAAUUACACUAUAUGAUUUAAAUAUUGACAAUUUGGAUGUUCACGCUGAUCGUAACACUUUUCAUCGAUUCGAUAAAUUCAACGCUAAAUACAAUCCCAUUGGUCAAAGUCAACUACGUGAAGUGUUUUUGAAGACGGACAACUACAUUAAAGGCGUUUUCUUUGCACAUGUUCUGAAGGAAGUGUUCUAUGACUUUUCUGAAUCGAAAUAUCAAAAUGCUGAACCACGUCUUUCAAUUUAUGGUAGAUCUAUCAAUGAAUGGGAUAAUUUGGCUAAAUGGGCUAUCGAUUGUAAAGUUUAUUCUGAUAAUAUACGUUGGUUGAUUCAAGUGCCUCGUCUUUUCGAUGUUUAUCACGCCAAAGGAUCAAUGAAAUACUUCCAAGAUAUUAUCACAAACGUCUUUCAACCAUUGUUCGAGGUAACUGUCAAUCCUAAAUCCCAUCCUGAACUACAUGCAUUUCUACAAUAUGUAACUGGUUUUGAUUCAGUGGAUGAUGAAUCGAAAUCUGAUAAAGUUGUAUUCAAUGCGUCAACUCCUACACCGGAUGUAUAUGAUUUAAAUGAGAAUCCUCCAUACUCUUAUUAUAUAUUCUAUAUGUUUGCUAAUAUAUCUCAAUUAAAUCAACUUAGAAGUCAUCGUGGCUUAAAUACAUUCUCAUUUAGACCUCAUUGUGGUGAAGCAGGUAAUAUUAAUCAUUUGGUUACUUGUUUCCUGUUGGCUGAAAGUAUCAAUCAUGGUUUGUUGUUACGUAAAGCUCCUGUUCUACAAUAUCUUUACUUUAUUGCUCAGAUCGGAAUAGCUAUGUCACCCUUGAGUAAUAAUUCUUUGUUUUUGGAUUAUCAUCGUAAUCCAUUGAAUGACUUUUUAGCACGGGGUCUGUUUGUCAGUCUUAGCACUGAUGACCCUUUACAAUUUCAUUUUACUAAAGAACCAUUGAUUGAAGAAUAUAGUAUAGCUGCUCAAGUAUGGAAAUUCACAUCUACUGAUAUGUGUGAAUUAGCACGUAAUAGUGUUUUGAUGAGUGGUUUUUCUCCUCUGAUUAAAUCUCAUUGGCUUGGACCUAAUUAUACACAAGAAGGUGUUAUGGGUAAUGAUAUAACUCGAAGUAACCUACCCAACAUUCGUGUUGCUUAUCGUUUUGAAACUUUAACACAAGAAUUACGUUUGUUGUUAAAUUCUGUGUUAGCGAGUCGAACUAGUGGAUCUGUUUCACCUGGUAGUAAUACAGUAAUGCAUUCUCCAAAAAAGAAUCAUAUUUCAACAGAUUCUAGUCGAAUCGAUCAUUUAAAGAAAUGAUUAUUCUUGAUAUAAUAUAUAUACAAUGAUUAUCGAUACUAAUUAGCUGCUAGUAACACUUUUGUCUUCUUUUAAAUGUGAAUUCACUUAUCUUAAUUUGAAUUCUUCUUUCUGAAUAUAUUUGUUCAUGGUUUGUUAUGAAUUAAGCAGUUGUAACACAUUCUAACAUUCAUAUAAAUAUCUACACUUCUUACAGAUAAAUAUCAUAACGUGGAAAGUAAUUUUUCAUCCACAUAUUCACAUGAUCUACAUUUUUCUUUCUUUCUGAUGUGCUUAUUUUGAUUUAUUAUUAAUUAAUUAAGAGUCUUAAUAUAAGUACCAUUUCAUGCAAAAUAUUUUAUUACUAUUAUUUCCGGGAAUAAUUGUAUCUCACUUACACCAUUCAUCAUUUAAUGAUGAUAAUCCACUGUUUAAACUUUCUCUGCGUUCAUCAAUUCUGAUGAAAUGCUGUUAACACCACAUCUACAAGGAGAAAUUCACUACAUUGAUGAUCAUUUUAAUUGUAUCAUUAAAGAUAAUAAUUUGUGCGUGAAUAUACACACACACAAACGCACAAGUUGAAUGCAUUUAUGGUAAAAGUGCAAAUGUUUUAAUACAGUGUUGAUUAAUCUGGUUAAAGAUGUUUAUGUUGCUUUUUAAUUGUGUACGGUAACAAACCUUUAUGUUAUUAUGUAAUAAGAAUGAACUUUGUAAUAUCAUUAAUGUCUAUCAUGUGUUUUUUGUUUGAAAUACACAAUUAUUUGUUCAAUCAAUGUUUAUUUUAAUAAUAAUCAUUUU